This is a messenger RNA of Physcomitrium patens, 5441 nucleotides long. RefSeq names its product ATP-dependent DNA helicase Q-like 4A. Gene Ontology annotation, biological process: DNA replication; double-strand break repair via homologous recombination. Gene Ontology annotation, cellular component: nucleus; cytoplasm; chromosome. Gene Ontology annotation, molecular function: nucleic acid binding; ATP binding; four-way junction helicase activity. NCBI's taxonomy places the organism in Eukaryota, Viridiplantae, Streptophyta, Bryopsida, Funariales, Funariaceae. The record is from RefSeq and is a predicted model, not a curated record.
CUACUGCCGAGAAUCCGAGGAAUCCUAAGAAAAUUGCUCAAGGCAGAACACGUUCAGAUUUGAGCUGAGGAUGGAUGACGAUUGCACGAUGAGCGUCGUCAUCAUAGAUGAAUGAAAGUACACCUAGGAGAAUUGCACUGCUGACAUGUGAACGUAACCAGCCAAUAUGAAGUGUUCCCACGUUUCUGUGUUCAGCUCUUCUGCGCACUCAGACUUUCCCGCCAAGUCUGAGGCGUUUGAAAGGAGUCGUUCGAUAACUCCCCCCCGACCUGAUUCUUCGGAAGAUCCCACCGCAACGUCUCCUCGACCCGGUGAUUCGCCUGGUCCUUACCUCUGCAUUUGGUUCAUCACCCGGUGAAUCGUCGGUCGUCUCCCUCACCGCAAAUGCUUGGGCUUGCCUCGAAUGGAAUUUUCCCGUGUGCGGUCGAAUUAGCCUUGAAGAGCCUGUUUUCUGAUUUUUGCUUUUUCUACGAUUCCCUUCGAAUCACACUCUCUACUCACUCCUGCCUUCAUUUCUUGUUCAUUCCGAGUCGGUGAUUCAAUUCUGGUAUUUCUAGGGUUCUCUGUAGUGUGGUUGGAGUUUUGCGAAGGUUUUUGUGGUCACCUUCUUGGUGACUACUCUGCAGCUGCGACUUUGCUUUCCCGAGUGCUUAGAGCUUAGGUUUUGUGAGGUCCACCUCCUAAGUCUCUCUACGAGGCAUUUGGCGUACUUGAAGGCUUUCUGCAUAUGGUCGAGGUUCGAUUACCGUCUUGAUUGGUGAUUGACGGAGCGGUUGUGCGUUAGAAUUUAGAGACAUUGCUGUUGUGGAUAUUUUUUCGUGACGAUUGCAGUUGUAAUCGAAACUUGUUGAACUGCCAAUUUUUUUCCGGGACACCGCCUCAUUGUCUGCGUCUUUAACGGUGAAUUUGGAGGCGUAUGCUGUUUUAAGGCGAGGCCUGUGGCUUUUUCGACACGGUGUAUAUUCCUAGGCGGAUUUCUGGUUCCGGAGACGAUUGCAACAAUUUUGUAGUGAAUUUUGCGGAGCCAAUGCGAAAUACUCAGAGUGUCGACAAUGCAAAGGAAACUCAGGUUAAAGAAAGACUCGGAAGAUGACAGCAAUUGUCCUCAAAACAAUUUUUCUGAGUAUCUAUACAGAUUUCAGGACCCAUUGAAGUUGAGAGAGACCCUUAAGGCGGGUUUUCUCUUUUCUUUGCCAGGGCAGAAUCCUAAUGCUGCAGGAGGGCCUGGCACUUGUCUGAGGCUGACCAAGUUUGUACAUCAACCUCUUGAUCAGCAACUGAAACAUGUUGCUUCUCAGGCUUGGAAGAGCUUAUCCUCGCCGCCAGUAAUUCCUAAAAAUCGUGUACAACCAGGAGUUACUGGUCCUAUUGAUGCAUCUAGUGCUCAGAAGUUCGUAACAGGCUCUUCUUACCAGCCCAAGCAAUCAUUUUCUAAUUAUGGAAAGGGCGGAGACGACGCCAACAGCAAAUUUCACACCAAAGAUGCUGGUCGGAAGCUGGAAAACCAGUCCAGCUCUUGCAUGUCGAAGUUUGGUACUCAUGAAGGACAAUCAGAUACCUUAUUACGAAACAAGUCUCCACAAACAACAGGCCCUCAAAACUUCGGUCCUGCUCCGGUGCCUUCGGAUAAGUUUUUUGAUGAACAAUCAGCUCGAGGGUGCUUGUCCACGAAUGCGAAUGCAAGUUCUGCAGAUUUCUUUUCUAACCAUGUCCCUGGGCUGCCACCUAGGCAAACUCCUACAAAUAGCAGCAACUCUCAUUUUAGGGGAAACCGUCAAAGAGACGGCGCACUUACUCCUGCAUUUAGCAUGCCAAAUCAUAGUAAUGUAGACCUGCAGCCGGAACACCUGCCAAAUAGGAGCAAGAGUGAGAAAUACAUUCCUUUCGAGGAGGAUGACGAUGAUCUCUUGCAGGCGAUCGAUCUUGAUCAGAUUGUUUCUGAACACUACGUGAAGAGUUGCUCUCAGCAAAGCACCCAAGUGACGAACAGGGUUGGGAGUACCACACCGCCUUCUGUGCAAUCGAAAGUGCGCGGUUCUCUUGAGGAUGUUGUUAAGGCAGAAAAUGCAGCAUCUGCCCAUAAGCUCUGUUCACAUGGGGUCGAGGUUCAUUGUUGUGGAGAAGCAGGUUUUCACCUCCAAGAAAUGAAGGACAAGUUGAUCUAUAUAAUCAAUGAACUUCUAGAUAAUGGAGAUGAGCUUAGUCCAGAACGUGUUCAGGAACUUCGCCUUGAAAGGACCGAGCUCAACAAAGAUAUUAAAGCUCUCGAAGAAGCUUUCAAGAAUCCAACCUCUCUAAUGAAUCAAUGUCGAUCUAACUUCCCCCCAGCUACUCCUUAUAAUGCUUUUGGAUCUGGCCACCCAUCCAAUCAACAGAAUGUAUUUUCCACUCCCACUGGUCCAGCUGCGGAUUACUUUAAUCCAGCAUCUGCACGUCCAACGUAUGGACUAUCGAGCUCAACGGCACCUAGCGGGGGAGGUCUGACUGACUUCAGGCAACCAAGUUUCACUCCAGUGCCUUGGGAGAACAAUACUGGUGCAAAUCAAGCGUCAGGAGGAUUUCCAUCUUCCUUUGAUAGUAAUGGCCCACGUGUUGGCCUUCAAGUUCAAGGUGGACCUCCACGAUUUGUAGAUGUCAACUACUCCGAGGGGUCGUCCGAGAUGCAGUUUAGCAAAAAUGACUUUCCCUGGUCAAGGGAUUUGGUGGUCAACAAUAAGAAAUUUUUCGGAAACAAAUCCUUUAGACUUAACCAACGGGAAAUUAUCAAUGCCACUAUGAGUGGUAGAGAUGUCUUUGUAUUGAUGCCUACUGGUGGAGGGAAGAGUCUCACAUAUCAGCUACCUGCUAUUUGUUCUGCAGGGGUGACACUUGUGGUCUCUCCUCUUGUCUCUCUCAUUAUGGACCAAAUUAUGCACCUUUCAGAGGCUAACAUACCUGCUGCAUAUCUGAGUGGCACAAUGGAGUGGCAAGAGCAGAAUGAAAUUCUAAGGAAUCUCGAUGCAGGGGUUUACAAGUUGCUCUACGUAACGCCUGAGAAAAUUGCUAGGAGCGAUAGACUGUCGCAGCAUCUUACAAGCCUGUAUGAUCAGAGAUUACUUGCUCGAAUUGUGGUUGAUGAAGCUCACUGUGUAAGCCAAUGGGGUCAUGAUUUUCGUCCUGAUUAUCAGAAUCUUGGCGUCUUCAAAGAAAGGUUUCCUGACGUACCCUUGAUAGCUCUGACAGCGACUGCUACCUUAAGUGUCAAAGAAGAUGUUGUUCGAGCUCUCAAGCUGACACGCUGUAUUAUCUUUAGACAGACUUUUAAUCGACCCAACUUGAGAUACGAGGUUUUACCUAAGUCAAAGAAAUGUCUUGAAGACAUUGACAAGUUUAUAAGGGAGAGGCACCCCAAUGAAUCUGGAAUUAUCUACUGUCUAUCGCGAAGUGACUGUGAGAAAGUGACCGAAAAACUACGGGAAUUUGGUCACAAAGUUGCUUUCUAUCAUGGACAAAUGGAUCCAGACGAGCGGAGUUAUGUGCAACGCAUGUGGAGUAAAGAUGAAGUCAAUAUAAUAUGUGCAACGGUUGCUUUUGGCAUGGGUAUAAACAAGCCCGAUGUGCGUUUUGUGAUUCACCAUUCACUUCCCAAGUCACUUGAGGGCUAUCACCAGGAAUCGGGGCGAGCUGGUAGAGAUAACUUACCAGCAUCUUGUAUACUCUAUUACACCUAUGCGGACUCUAUUCGUUUGAAGCACAUGUUAACCCAAGGUGCAGCAGAGCUGGGCUCUACGGGAUCAUCGUUUCGUAAUCACAAUACUGUCACAUCCAACCAGCUUUCUACCAACCUCGACAAUUUGAAUCGCAUGAUUGGUUAUUGUCAAAACGACAUUGAUUGUCGGCGAUCUUUGCAGCUUGCCCAUUUUGGUGAGAUGGAUUUUGACGUCUCUAGCUGUAAGGGAACUUGUGAUAAUUGUGCCAGAAUGGGGAACUCUGGUUCUGUUGAAGAGGAUGUCAGUGAGACAGCCAGACAACUUGUGCAGUUAGUCGGUGCAAUGGGUCAACGCUCCUCAAUGACUCACAUCGUAGAUGUAUUUCGGGGUUCUCUCAAUCAGCAAGUUAAGAAAAUGGGACAUGACCAGCUUGAUCUGCAUGGAGCUGGUAAGAAGUUUACGAAGACUGAAGUGGAGCGAAUCAUGCAACAGCUACUUACUGGAAAUAUCUUUCGAGAAGAUGUUAACAAAAGUGACUAUUAUGGUGGUUUAUCCUCCAUCAUCAAGGUGAACGAGAUGCAAGCAAGAGAGCUUGUUUCAGGUCGACUUAAAAUAUCCAUCAGGUUUCGAGCGGCUAAGAAACCGGACAGACCGGAGAGAUCAGAAACCCCAGCUAAGAAAUCUUCUCUGCCUGUCGGACUUAGAACUCCAGCGCAAGAUGAAGUGGUUUCAGUUCCUCAAGCUCCAGUUGAUCCUAUGCUGUCAAGCAAGGUUUUUUCUGCUCUUCAGAGACUUCGUAUUGUACUUGUUAAUGAAGCCGGAGGGGAUCUUAUGCCAUAUCACAUUAUGGGGAAUGGAGAGCUUCAGUCCAUAAGCAAAAAGUUGCCGAAGACCACAGAGGAACUCUUGGAAAUUAACGGCAUCGGGAAGGUGAAAAGCAAAAAAUAUGGUGCCCGGAUUUUGGAGGUAGUUGCUCAAACUGUUAAUGAGCACCUGUCAGGCGGUGAAGAUGUGAGCUUCGAUAAUGGUAAUUCAGGAUCAGCAACAGCAUCCAAACGGCGGAGGGAAGUUGAAGAUGGGGGAUGGAAAAACACUCGAAAGAACACUGCAGCUGAAGUGGGAAGAAAUUAUAAUGAUAUUGAGAAUGGCUUCAGACAGGAUACCAUGCAGCAAACCACAAAGAAGGCGAAAGUGCCUCCCGCCUUUGUGCAACCCCUGUCAACCUCGAAGUUUGAGAAUGAGAACAACUAUUUUGAAGAAGAAGAGGACAUUUAUGAAGACAUGCCGGAGGGUUUUCUCGAUAAUUACUGAAGGCAAUGUAUAUUCGCACAUAUGAAGAAUGCCCCGCAAACUACGUGUAUCCCACGAGAUCAGGGUGAAUUUCGACGUUUCAUCAAAAUUUGAGAUAUCUGGAGAGUCUAACGUAAUACCUCGGUUCCUUUUGAUCUAUUAUCCAGAUGAGUUCGAGCUAGCCAUUGCCGUGAUGUCGUAACAUUCUUAGGGGCAGACCCCUGUCUUCUCUACUCAGAGGAGCAUCUGGAUGAGUUCAUGUAAUUAUAUCCUCAAAAGAGAUUGCGUGAUCUGCUAGCUUAGGUUACUAUAGGCUUAGGCAACUGAUUUUUCGCACAAAUUGUAGAAUUAAGGAUAGAGGAGAGCUAUGUAAAUUGGUACUUGCCUGAAGAGCUCAAUAUUCGACUUAUUUUGGCAGCAACGAAGUACUUCGACACUGCUGUUGCGCAUGUCGUUUCUGUA